Messenger RNA from Ailuropoda melanoleuca (giant panda), 2224 nucleotides. It is a transcript of the gene ALDH3B1, whose product is annotated as aldehyde dehydrogenase 3 family member B1. Gene Ontology annotation, biological process: aldehyde metabolic process. Lineage: Eukaryota; Metazoa; Chordata; Mammalia; Carnivora; Ursidae. Gene Ontology annotation, molecular function: 3-chloroallyl aldehyde dehydrogenase activity; aldehyde dehydrogenase (NAD+) activity. The record is from RefSeq and is a predicted model, not a curated record. The coding region runs from base 36 to 1727 and encodes 563 amino acids. Gene Ontology annotation, cellular component: cytoplasm. The transcript is spliced from 10 exons.
UCCAGGAGAAGAUCCAGAGGCCCCUGAGAGAGGUAAUGAAGUCUCCGCCUGCAGCUUCCAGCCGGCCCAGCGCCAAGGUCAGGCACCCAGCCAGGGCAGCCCCGCCCCAGGGGCCCGCCCAGUCUCGGACGUUUCAUAACGACUCCUACCCCGACAGGGCAGCGGGGCAGAGCAGGGACGGCCAGCAGGAAGGGCAGCUUGGCGGGGCCUCAGGAGCGUCGGGGAGCCCAUGGAGGUACAGCCAGGGACGCGGGGAGAGUGCCCGUGAAGGUGGGGAGCCCCGGCCCACGCCGCCCCCUCCCUGCAGGAUGGACCCCUUCGCGGACACCCUGCGGCGGCUGCGGGAGGCCUUCAGCUCAGGGCGGACCAGGCCUGCCGAGUUCCGGGCAGCUCAGCUCAAGGGCCUGAGAUGCUUCCUGCGGGAGAACAAGCAGCUUCUGCAGGAAGCACUGGCGCAGGACCUGCACAAGUCGGCCUUCGAGGCGGAGGUGUCUGAGAUCAGAAUCAGCCAGAACGAGAUUGACUUGGCCCUCAGGAACCUGAGGUCCUGGAUGAAGGAUGAGAAAGUGCCCAAGAACCUGGCCACACAGCUGGACUCCGCCUUCAUCCGGAAGGAGCCCUUCGGCCUGGUGCUCAUCAUCGCCCCCUGGAACUACCCCGUGAACCUGACCCUGGUGCCGCUAGUGGGCGCCCUCGCUGCAGGGAACUGCGUGGUGCUGAAGCCCUCGGAGUUCAGCAGGAGCACGGAGAAGAUCCUGGCCGAGGUGUUGCCCCGAUACCUGGACCAGAGCUGCUUUGCCGUGGUGCUGGGAGGGCCCCAGGAGACCGGGCAGCUGCUGGAGCACAAGUUCGACUACAUCUUCUUCACGGGUGAGGCUGGGGGAACCCCCCGUGUGGGCAGGAUCGUCAUGGCUGCCGCCGCCAAGCACCUGACACCCGUCACACUGGAGCUGGGGGGCAAGAACCCCUGCUACGUGGAUGACGACUGCGACCCCCAGACCGUGGCCAACCGCGUGGCCUUGUUCCGCUACUUCAACGGCGGCCAGACCUGCGUGGCCCCCGACUACGUGCUGUGCAGCCCGGACACGCAGGAGCGGCUGCUGCCCGCCCUGCAGACCGCCAUCACCCGCUUCUACGGCGAAGACCCCCAGAGCUCCCCGAGCCUGGGCCGCAUCAUCAGCGAGAAGCACUUCCAGCGGCUGCGGGGUCUGCUGGGCUGUGGCCGCGUGGCCAUCGGCGGCCAGAGCGACGAGAGCGAGCGCUACAUUGCCCCCACGGUGCUGGUGGACGUGCGGGAGACAGAGCCGGUGAUGCAGGAGGAGAUCUUCGGCCCCAUCCUGCCCAUCGUGAACGUGAGGAGCCUGGACGAGGCCAUCGACUUCAUCAACCGUCGGGAGAAGCCACUGGCCCUGUAUGCCUUCUCCAACAGCAACCGGGUGGUCAAGCAAGUGCUGGCCCAGACCAGCAGCGGGGGCUUCUGCGGGAACGACGGUUUCAUGCACAUGACCCUCGCCAGCCUGCCUUUCGGAGGAGUGGGUGCCAGCGGCAUGGGCAGCUACCACGGCAAGUUCUCCUUUGAUACCUUCUCCCACCACCGUGCCUGCCUGCUGCGCCGCCCCGGGCUGGAGAAGAUCUACUCCAUCCGCUACCCACCCUACUCGCCUCGCAACCUGAGGCUGCUGCUGGUGGCCAUGGAGGCCCGAAGCUGCAGCUGCACCCUGCUCUGAGCCCAGCGCACGCCCGUGAGUCUGCCGGCCCUGCCGCCUGCAGCUAGUGCCGAUGUGGCCUGGGGCUCACGCACAAGGAGGAAAAGACCACAGCCCAGACCAGUGCCUGCCCUCCUCCCUCCUGGGGCUUCUCUCUGUGAGCCCUCAGCCUCCUCCCUCAGCUGCCCCCCCAAUUAGGACAGGGCAAGGUGAGCGAGCAUGGGAGGCAACGCGGUACCCCGCCCUCCUGCCCCCACACCAGCCACCCGAGUCCUGGCAGAGGCCGGCAGAUGUGGACACCUCUGAGCCACCCCCCUUCCCAUGGAGGAUGCAGAGGGGCCCUGGCAUCCGGUCCAGGUCACGCCAUAGACCUGCAGCGGCCUAGGCCCUGGGCAGAAAUCCCUGCGCUCCCUGAGCUUGUUUCCCUAUCUGUACAGUGGAGGUGGUCACAAUCAGCACCUCCAGGGAUCACUGCGACAAUUACAUUCUGCAGUUUAAUAAUAAAUAGGUUGUUGAUC